Molecule: messenger RNA, 489 nt
Organism: Phycomyces blakesleeanus NRRL 1555(-)
Lineage: Eukaryota; Fungi; Mucoromycota; Mucoromycetes; Mucorales; Phycomycetaceae
Exons: 2
Coding region: 1-489 (162 amino acids)
Source: RefSeq, a predicted model, not a curated record
AUGCACAUUCCAACCAAGGCUAAAUGGCAUUCAAUUGGUCACAAAGUCUUGGCUUUAGAGCAAUGGAGUUUUAAGGGUGGGUUUAGGGUAGUAUUUUGGCUAAGCAUUGUAAUCUUUAUAUUUUUAUGCUUCAAUACUUAUCCGUCGUAUUGUGCUUGUCGGCACUAUUUUCACACAGUAACUCUCAAGAAAAGUGUCUCUUGGAUUCCAUAUGCUCCUAACUUGAGGAAUACAAGAGAACCUCUCGGGAAUUGUGACAUCUUACCGGAAGUUCAAGGCAGCAGCAAGAUCUCUACUCCACAAGACGAUGUUCAAGCUGUAAACCAAGCCAUUCCUUUUAAGUAUUUUGGACUAGUAUAUCUAAAAAGAAAAUUUGUUAAGAAUAAUAAUCAAAUGAUAUCCGGUCAUAUUAUUACCUUUGAAAGCCGUGUAAAGUUAAAUGUGAUGCUCGGGAGUAUUUGUAUUGUCAAAUGUUGGAGACUUUCUUGA